GCAGAGUGUGGCAGGUACUAUAAAUCAUGCCCGAUCCAGCCACCGCCGCCUGAAACAGGACUUGCCGGAUCCGCUCUUGGCGCUUAUAGGCUCCCAAGCACCGGUUACCGUCGAACGUCGAACCGUUCGACAAGCGAACUAAUCCGAUAUCCAAAUAUAAUCCGAAAAAAAUUCAACGAAAGCUCAAUUACAUUUUUGGAGUUUACAAUAAUAAAAAAAAACAAGAAUUUUGGAUUCUGAAUUGGAGCCACUUCUAUUCUAAAGAUGCGAAAUAUAAGUAAGUAAUCAGCGUAGGACUGAUCGUUGUGGCGAUACCUGGGGUAGCCCUACGAGUACGUCCAGCAAUGGACGUCUGUGAGUUCAAAGAUACAUGCAUGGAUAGAUACAGUUGAAUCUCCAUAUAUGCUAUAAUAUGUUCUGUAAAUAUGCCGCGAGUACAGAAAUCCAUUAUACCCAAUCCUGCGGACCGAAUGGUAAACAGUCGAAGUCGCCCUAAGCACGUCAUUACGGAUCCUCCCGACCCAUUAACGGUGUUUUUUGGUACCUCAAGCACCGAUCACCGUCCUUAAUUUAACCCAUCGACAUAACCCACUGUGGUUCUCGUUGGAUAUUCUCAGUGGGUCGCAAUUGCGAUCCGGUGGUAGAUUCUGCGAGACACUACUGUUGCUAGGACUAGUCUUACCAAACCCUCUCAGGUUGAGCCCGUGAGCUCACCUAUCCGUCCGCGCAUAGCUUUUAUUAUUAGGCUGUCAGCGAAUAGGUAGGAAAAAAAGUUCUAUAAAACUGAGACUUAGAACUCAUGUCUCAAGAUGGAUGGCAUCAUUUACAUUGUUUACGUGUAUGGCCUCCGGUAUCCACUUAACACAAGGUGGACCGUGAGCUCGUCCACCCAUCUAAGCAAUAACAAAAUUAGAAACCGUAAGAUUAAUGAGUUUUAGCAAUGAUAAGCUUAGUAGUAGGUAAGUAUUUAUGAUACGUCUCUGUAAGUUGAGCUUUACUAAUAGAUUUAAAUUUAAUAAUAAUACAUAAUCGUCAGUAAUAAUCGUAUUAUUUUUGACAUUACUUAGAGUAUUAGCGCUUUUUUUUUGUUACAGCUGCAUACUUACUGCCAACAACAAUUACAAUAAUAUACGUCUAACAGUAGUCACGAAGAGCGGCUGUGUUCCCUAACAUUUUUAAUAAGAAAGCUUUCUGUCACUUGGUUACUAUUAUAACGAGCAGAUUUCUUCCUUCUCCCCUCCCAGCCCCCUUCGAUGUUCAAGUCGAGCUACGAGGGAUUCCGCGAAAAAUCUUUCAUUCUGCCGGCGACGAAUCGGUGUUGAAAAAGAGAAGCUCUUUCUAUCUCUGUCUCUCAGUCCUCUCGGCCACUUUCUACGACAUCCAGAAUUUAAACAUCUCCAGCUACGACUCAUCGCUAUCGAAUACCAAAGCCAAUAUGAUCGGCACAGAAAGCUCUAACAGAUGACCACUUAACAAAAAGUGUGCUGUAAUCGUGUUAAGCACCCACCGAAACCGCCAGCCUGUGCUCCACCGUCUCGUGGGAGUUGCAGGCGAGAUGCAUUAGGCUUUAUGGCUGUGUGAGUUCCGUCUGCUCGGGCGGGUGUGCGCGGGACUUGCGCGAGUGUGCCGGUGCACCUGGGCGGAGGCCGGCAGCCCCACGUGCCCGGGACCGGGACUCAGUCGCUAGUGAGCCGCCGCUGUCGCCUUACGCCGCUACUGGGCCCGCCGACAGCGACAGGUGGCGCCGACGCCCGCCGCCUGCGCGUUCCCUGCUAGCUCGCCUCGACCCGCUAGCCGCCUCGACACAAUAAAUUUUAUACGGUCGGCUCCAACAUCCAACUUUAAUAUUGCCUCUCUUCCUUCACUAUAUCACAUUGCAGUGUUAAUCUGUUUUUUGAGGCGAUAAUGUGUUUGUUUGUUUAAUGUGAUGUCCUUACGAAAAUGCCAUUAAAGUGUUAUGGAAUUUGAAAACUCCGUUCAAAUUAAACGUUAGAAAGAGAAAAGCUAAGUUACGGGUGUGUCGGGGAAGCAUGUCGCGGCGAUGACGUGGUGCGCCCGGCGCGGCAUGCCCUGCUGACAUGGCACGCAGCCGCUCCGCCCUGCUGACGCUAGCUACCAUCACAGCAUUUAUUGGGUGUUGUGUGUGCGCGCCGCAAGGCAGCGUGCAGGGCGGCGUGCAGGGCGGCGCGCAGGUCCCCCCCGGGGUGCCACACUCCACCUCGCCGCCCGCCGGCAUCGGCGGCGUCCGAAGAUUCAGCCAAUAUUCCAGAGGGAGAGGGUAUCGUGACUGGCGAACGCGAGGAGAUCCCACUCUCAUCAAUUCACUUUGGCGCAGCCGACAGCCACUUGGCAUUCGAAAGCAAUUGGGAAACGCAGAAGUUUAUAUAAUAUUGGCCCUCCUGAUCGGGUUCGUGACCGUGGUGGUGGGGUGCUGGCUAUCGGACAACUGCUGGUCUCCGGAGCCGGAGGACGCGCUGGCUGGCGGCUGACCCGUGGCGGCGGGCGCGUGCACGCACGUGUAGCGCCCGCCGUCCGCACCCGUCGACAGGGAGAGUCCGUUGGGCGCGGGCUCACUGUCGCCGGUGUUGCCGCCGCGCGCUCCGACUUUACUGCACGCCGCCCGUCACUUCUGUCAAGAAACCUGUCCGAGCUUCGUCUGUGACGGGAGACAUAGACCUACAGUUUUCUGACCGGAGCACACGCAUCACUCUUGUCGUGUUCACGAAAAGACUAACGGAAACCACAUUUCCACAGUAACAAACGGUAGAGUGUGCGAUAAUUGAUUAAUAAAUAAAUAAAAACUCGGAAAUAUUCAGCGUUUCGUAAACAAUUGCAACGCUUUCUGAUGUAUAUUGUGGUUGUGUAUUUAUUCGGAUGAAUUUUUAAACUCUAAUAUAACUUCGUACGUAUAUUAGUAAAAAUGGUGAUAAAGUGCAGGUAAGCAUUUGUGAAGAACUUUAAGAGCUUUGAUUUAGAUUUUUACCCUCUAGUCAAAAGUCGUUCGAAAUGUGCAUGUAAUAUUUAAUGGAAGUAAUUAUGAAAUAUGUUACAAUGGGUCCACCUGGCCGCGCCUAGAUCGGUGACCUAGGGAUUACGAACUUGUAAUUAUUAAAGGCUCGUUGUGUAUCUAAAUCGUUUAGUCGUAGACUUUGCUUCUAGUAAUUGCUCUUACAUGAACUCAUUUGAUCUUACAUACCUUAAGCGUGGUGCACAUGUACUUCUUUGUACCGAUACUAUUUUUUCUAAAAGUAUGUGCCUUGAAAAUUAUAUGCUUUCCUCGAUUUGAAUUGUAGUUUAGAAAGUGUUUUGAACCAUUUAGAGAAAACUCUUAUCUCUGUCUGUUCUACGGACAAGUAAUCCCGUAAGUGCAAUACACAUCAUAACCGUGCCUUUACCGUUCUAUAGACUUUGAGAGGGACGUAAUUAACAAUAGGUUUUAACGAGUGCUCUUCACUCUUUGGAAGGCACCAGACCUGUCAAGCAUUCUUUCACAAAGUGUCCUGCUUCUUCCAUAAUUUCAUUUUAAUAUUAAGAUGCAGUAUAAUCAUCAUAAAUAAGAAAGAGCUAGGACCAAACGACUUUAAUAUUAACGUCAAUUGAAUUUGUAGAAAUAUUCAAAAUCACUAUCACAAUAGAAUAAGCACUAACACUGAAAGACAACGACAUUCGAAUAUUAAUAAUAACGCUAACUGUAAUGUCAAAAUAUUAUUUGCUAGAAAGAAGAAGUCGUAUCAGUUAUCAGUACACAAAUUCAAAUUAUUGAGUCAUGCUAGAAUCAGAUUUAUCUGACAAAAAACUUUUACUAAUUUUAAUAGUUUGUUUAUUUUUCAUUAAUAAACUUGUAUAUUUUCUGGUACGGGUCCUAAGCAAAAGCCCGACUUCUGCUAAUUUAUUCUACAUAUUUUGACUUUCACUUUUACAGCAAACUGUCAACCCUAGUCUUAUAGCUUUUGUAAGGGCUCUGUAGAUAAUUAAUAGAAGCGAACUGUAAUUUUGCGCGUUUGUAAUUUUGUGUACUGUACAUGUAUUGAAUAUUUGGUAAAACAGAGAUUCAUUGAGAGAGUAUGCCAGAAUUUUCUUACCAUUCCAUACAUAAGAAAAGAUUGUCUACGAAAAUAUAAACUAAAUCCGCCUACAGGAAAUAUUUGUUCUUUUGCUUUGAAAAGUAGAACUCUAUUUAUUAAUUUGUGCUUAUACGGCAUCAAUCCAUUGCAGAUUUAGUCACAGUAAAAACAUGACGAUAAAUUGUAACUCGAAAGCUUUGUACAUGUGUAUUUUGUAAUUAAUUUUACGAGCAAAAAAUCUCUAAAAUUUGUUGUGCAAAAGUAUUGUUAAGAAAAAAGUUCGAUGAUCAACAUUACGCAACCAACGAUUUGAAAAAAUUUGUAAGAAGUGCAAAAUUCGCAUAUGCACACACUGGUUAAGUUUGAGGUUUAACAUAAAUAAAGAAUUCCAUGAAUUAAUGUGAUAAAAGUAGCAAAAGUUUUUGUUUUUAUCUUGUUAUUAAUUCGGAUCUCGAAUCAAGCAACCAAAAAUAAUUUUAUGUAUUUCCUUAUUUACUUAUUUCAACAAAAAGACGAAUAUUUUCCUUCCUCAAACAUCCUAUCUCUCCAACUCGUACAAUUGUAAACAUGUCUUGUGUUUAUAAAAAUGAAAUGUAAAAACAGGAUCCAAUUUAACAUCGUCAUGCAUUACAUACGCUCAAUGUUUUAGAAUUUGAUUAAAUUUUGUAGAUGUGAUUAUUUUAUUCAAGUGUUGUUCGUGUCACAUAUUCGUGCGCAUAUGCGUACCCUUUGUAGGAAUACGUUAAAAUACUUAGAAAAAUAUAAGCUUAGAUAUUGGGUUAUAAGACACCGGUGAUUCAUUUCCAAUUUGAAACUUCAAAUCAUUGGGAUUUGAAGUUUCAAAGUGGGUGUGAGUGGAGGCAAAACCAUAUAAGUAUUAUAAAAAAUGAUUUUCUUACAUUUUGUAUUUAAAAAAAAAAGUGUCAAGUGUUACAUACCAAAGUAUAAAGACUAUUAAGCCCCACGAGAUUGUGGAUUAUAGUAUGUCUUCAUCUUAAGAUAAAUCACUUUGUUAACCGAUAAAAUUAGUGAAGUUUUUGUAAAUUUAAGGAACCCGACUGAAUAGUCAAAGUUUUUUAAGUAUUGUGUAAAUUUAUAUAUAGCUAGGUGAAUAUACUAUGUCACGUAGGUACACGGGCAUCAUACUUUAAUAUUGUGCGAAACAAUAUGUUACAAUUAGCAUUGUAACAUAAAACGUAACACAAGCGAAUGCAAUUGUUUAAUUUUUGAUAGUUUUUAUGAUACAAUAAAGCUAAUUAAAUUGAGCAAUAGAAUUAAUUGUAUUAUGAAAUUGCUAAGGUACUUUUGUCAUAUUUUUUUCUAUGUUUGUACGGUAUUUUAAUAGGCUUUUCAUAGCUGUGUUAUUCUAUGCGCUUUUUGCUUAUUUGCAACAUUAUUUUACUGUUUAUUCCGAUAGAAUCUAUAGACAUUUGUAAAUAUUCAACUACUAAAAACUUUCACUAAAAUAAUAAAAUUAAAUAAUAAAACUA
Messenger RNA from Bombyx mori (domestic silkworm), 5554 nucleotides. RefSeq lists its product as uncharacterized. The record is from RefSeq and is a predicted model, not a curated record. The transcript is spliced from 6 exons. Bases 2079 to 2489 code for a protein of 136 amino acids. Lineage: Eukaryota; Metazoa; Arthropoda; Insecta; Lepidoptera; Bombycidae.